Arabidopsis arenosa is the source of this 454-nucleotide messenger RNA. The record is from the annotation of a GenBank genome assembly. Lineage: Eukaryota; Viridiplantae; Streptophyta; Magnoliopsida; Brassicales; Brassicaceae.
UAUUUCCACAUCAGAAGCAAAACAGAACAAAAAACAGAGGAUUCUAUAUAUAAUUUUAUUGUACAGUAUAUAUGGAUGUCGAAAAUGGCAAGAACGGUGAAGCGAGUGUGUUUCGAAUGCCUCUUCAUUACCCAAGAUACUCUAAAAAAGAUUACCAAGACAUGCCAGAGUGGAAGCUCGACAGGGUUUUAGCAGAUUACGGUUUGUCUACUUAUGGUGACUUGGCUCACAAGCGAGACUUUGCUAUUGGAGCUUUUCUCUGGAUUUCAACUCGUAAUCCAAAGCUUAAUCAAGACAAGUCCAUCAACUCCAAACCGACGAAAGAUACAAAAUCAGCUCAUGCAUAAGGUUUUUACGGCUACUAAGCUUAGGUGUUACAAUAAACAAAUUGGUCUAUGUUAUGCUUACAAAAUGAUGUAAUAAAGAAACAUGUAAAUCAAGAGUUUCGUAUAGU